Messenger RNA from Pteropus alecto (black flying fox), 2252 nucleotides. It is a transcript of the gene GPATCH4, whose product is annotated as G-patch domain containing 4. Gene Ontology annotation, molecular function: nucleic acid binding. Gene Ontology annotation, cellular component: nucleolus. Bases 690 to 1937 code for a protein of 415 amino acids. The record is from RefSeq and is a predicted model, not a curated record. Gene Ontology annotation, biological process: regulation of ribosome biogenesis. The transcript has 9 exons. Lineage: Eukaryota; Metazoa; Chordata; Mammalia; Chiroptera; Pteropodidae.
CCCAGGUCGGACCCGGCUCACGGUCCCGCGGAGCGCGCCCGGCCGUGAAGUAAGGGUGCCCUUCCUAAGCGGGGCAAUUUCAAGAGGGAUGCUCCAACAAGACUGAAAGAUGGAGGCAGCCGGGAAGAGGCGGGUAGCCCCACACCCCACACCAGGAGGACGGUGUACACGCCGGGGCGUGGGUGUAGGAUGUGGGCUCUGUUAAGUACUGUUUUCGUAUAACCCAGGUUAAUGAGCAUCUCAUUGCUUUAUUACAUGGUGAUAAACUGUGGGAGAUGGUCCAGUGCGGUGGUGACUCCGCAGACAAGCUGCCUGGGGUUGCUGCGUGACCUUGAGCAAGUCGCCUGACCUCUUUUGGCCCUAGUUUCCUCAUUUGUAAAGUAGGGAUAAUAAUACCUUUCUGGAUGUAGAGGGCAGGAACUCGUCACAGACUGGCAUGUGGUGAGCUCCCCGUGAGUGUGGGCGUUAUUAACGUAACGUUCGACACACUGACGUUGGCCUCUGUUGUCAGACGGGAGCCCCCAAGGACAGGCCUCUCCUCCGUCUCUCUCGGGUGGAGGGAGGAUUCCCGUGAGAGCAGUCGGGGUGGAUUUGAUGGGCGAUCUGGGCGCUCUCCUUUCCUCUUAGGGGAUGACAGUGAUCUCUUCUUCUCUGCUGAGGAACCGAGGCCAGCGACUUUUUUUCUCACCAUGAGUGGCACCCCGGAGGUCAAGAGUCGUGGGAUGAAGUUUGCCGAGGAGCAGCUGCUAAAGCAUGGAUGGACUCGAGGCAAAGGCCUAGGCCGGAAGGAGAAUGGCAUCACCCAGGCCCUCAGGGUGACGCUGAAGCAGGACACCCAUGGGGUGGGACACGACCCCGCCAGGGAGUUCACACACCACUGGUGGAGUGAGCUCUUCAACCGGACGGCAGCCAGCUUGGUGGUGGAAACCGGGCAGGACGGAGUACAGCUGAGGCGCCUUCCUAAGGAGACCACCCAUCGAAGUCAUCCCCAGCCCAACAUGCUGUAUCAGAAGUUUGUGAAGAAGGCCACACUGACUUCCGGUGGGGAGAAGCCGGACGAGCACUUGGAAAGCUGCAGUGAUGACGGCCAGGGGUCCUGCCCGCCACAGACUCUGACUGACGAGAUGCUGCUCCAAGCCUGCGAGGGCCGGACAGCGCACAGGGCUGCCCGUCUGGGUAUCACGAUGAAGGCCAAGCUGGCCCGGCUGGAGGCCCAGGAGCAGGCCUUCCUGGCUCAGCUCAGAGGCCAGGACCCUGAGAUCCCUCGGCUGCCACCUGAGCACGAGCCCCUCACACAAAAACAGAAGCGGAAGCAGAAAGAGGAGGAAGAGGCGACAGCAGCUGGACGGGGUGCAGACACGGAGCCCGCAGAGCGAGCUGGUCAGGGGGGCAGGAGACGCAAGAAAAGCAAGAAGAGACGUCAGGAGGUGGCCGCAGAUGAGAGGGCGGGGACAGCGGUAGGGAGCGGGGAGGAGGAGGCUGCGGGGACAGGGCGGCUUGGGGACCAGUUCCCCAGGAAAAGGAAGAAGCGGCGGAGGCAGCAGGAGGAUCAGGAGUUGGGGGCCUUAGGGGGAGGGGAGGCGGUGGAGGGGCCUGCGGAGGGGCGAGACUUGAACCCAGAGGAUGAAGUCGAGGCCGUUGUGGGUGGGGGGACCAGAGAAGCAGAGAGCAGAGCACGCAGAGGUAGGAAGGGCAGGAGCGAGAAAAGGCAGCGUCAGGAGGAGAGGGGUGUGUCGCGUGUAAAGGAUGAAGAGGACGGCGGGGCCAGGGGUGCAGAGGGCAGGGGCGAGAGGCGGAGGCGGAAGCAGGCGGAGGGGGAGAGAGCGGAGGUCAGCACUGUCCAGAGGGCAAAGAAGCAGCGGAGGAGACUGGAAGUCAGGUCCGGUCUGGGGCCUGAGCAAGUCUUUCUGGGUGUUGAAGCCUCAGACCUGAGCUGACCCUGUCCCCCGCGCUCUGAGACACCAGUCUGCCUCAGAGUGGAAGCACUGUGCCUUAGUUCAGGGGGCGGGCAUUGUCCCCCAGAGAUGGUGGACUCAAGUGCCUAUAGGAGCCAGGUGGCCAAGGGACGGCGUGCCAGGGCAGUGGGAACGGGGAUGCAGACUCCCUCUGUGGGGCAGCCUUGCUCAGAGCAGCGGGAAACAGGCCUGGGUGCAACACGCUGGUUUCGUGGCGUGAAGGCCGCGGGAGCAGGGUUCGGCCUGCGCUGAGUCACACUGUGCCACGUGGUGGAAUAAACACAGCUUGGGCCCUUA